GAAGAACAAGUUCAUGAAGAAGAUUCCUCGUGAUGCCGAAGCUUCCAACGUCUUGAUCGGUGAGGUGGAUUUUUUGGACAAACCCUUCGUCUCCUUCGUGCGUUUGGCUCAGGCCACGACUCUGGGGGGCCUCACCGAGGUCCCUGUGCCGACCAGGUUCCUCUUCAUCUUGCUGGGCCCACAUGGCAAAGCCAAGUCCUACAAUGAGAUCGGCCGAGCUAUCGCUACGCUCAUGGUGGACGACCUGUUCAGUGACGUCGCCUACAAAGCCAGGGACCGCGAAGACCUGAUUGCGGGAGUGGACGAGUUUCUGGACGAGGUGAUCGUCCUUCCUCCAGGGGAAUGGGACCCCAAAAUACGCAUCGAACCUCCCAAGAAGGUUCCAUCGGCAGAAAUGAGGAAGUCGGUGCUGAACCUGAACGAGCUGGGUCAGAUGAACGGCUCGGCCGGCGGCGCCGCUGGAGGAGAAGACGAGGAGUUUCCGGCUCCACAUGAGCUCGGAGAGGAGCUGAAAUUCACUGGGAGGUUCGGAGGUGGAUUGUGGCUCGACAUCAAACGGAAGAUCCCGUGGUUCUGCAGCGACAUCUACGAUGGCUUCCAUAUCCAGUCCAUCUCUGCCGUGCUCUUCAUCUACCUGGGCUGCAUCACCAACGCCAUCACCUUCGGAGGACUGUUGGGGGACGCCACCGACAACUACCAGGGAGUGAUGGAGAGUUUCCUCGGCACUGCUCUAGCAGGGACCGUCUUCUGUGUUUUCGGGGGACAGCCUCUCAUCAUCCUCAGUUCAACUGGACCCAUUCUCAUCUUUGAGAAACUGCUUUAUGAAUUCACCAAGAGCAACGAGAUCGACUACAUGGAGCUGCGUCUGUGGAUCGGCCUUCACUCGUGUCUCCAGUGUUUCGUGCUGGUGCUCUCGGACGCCAGCUACAUCAUCAAGUACAUGACCCGUUUCACAGAGGAGGGCUUCUCCAGCCUCAUCUCCUUCAUAUUCAUCUCUGACGCCAUUAAGAAGAUGGUAGGAGCCUGGAAGUAUUACCCAAUCAACCGCGGCUUCAAGCCUGAUUACGUCACCUCCUACAGGUGUGACUGCAUCGCACCAGACCAGGCUCCAGCCUCAGACGACAACAUGACUCUGCUGUUUAACUUGACCGGCCUGGACUGGAGUCAGCUGAGUAAGAAAGAGUGCAUGAAGUUCGGCGGUAUGCUGGUGGGCAACUCCUGUAAGUAUGUUCCUGACCUGGCCCUCAUGUCCUUCAUCCUCUUCUUCGGCACCUACUCCAUGACCGUUUCUCUCAAGAAGUUCAAGUUCAGCCGCUACUUCCCGACAAAGCUCCGUUCCCUGAUCAGUGAUUUCUCCAUCAUCAUCUCCAUCCUGGUCUUCUGUGGGUUGGAUCACCUGAUGGAGCUGGACACCCCCAAACUGCACGUGCCCACUGAGAUCAAGCUGAGGAAGCUAAUCAGUGAUUUUGCCAUCUUCAUGUCAAUCAUGUCCUUUGUGGGUCUGGAUAUGUUGAUGGGGUUAGAAACACCCAAACUAAUCGUUCCAACUGAGUUCAAGCCCACGCGUCCUGACCGUGGCUGGUUGGUGAUGCCGUUCGGUAAGAACCCCUGGUGGUGGUACGUGGCCAGCUCCGUCCCAGCUCUGCUGGUCACCAUCCUCAUCUUCAUGGACCAGCAGAUCAGCGCCGUCAUCGUCAACCGCAAAGAAAACAAGCUGAAGAAAGGCUGUGGCUACCACUUGGACCUGUUCUGGGUGGGUGUGCUGAUGGCCGCCUGCUCCUUCAUGGGUCUGCCCUGGUACGUAGCAGCUACCGUCAUCUCCAUCGCUCACAUCGACUCUCUGAGGAUGGAGAGCGAGUCCAGCGCCCCCGGAGAGCAGCCACAGUUCCUCGGAGUCAGGGAGCAGAGGUUGACGGGCAUUCUGGUGUUUGUUCUGACUGGACUCUCAAUUUUCCUCGCUCCAGUUCUUCAGUACAUCCCCAUGCCAGUCCUGUAUGGAGUGUUCCUUUACAUGGGCGUGGCCUCCCUGAGUGGCAUCCAGUUCUGGGAGCGUAUCAAGCUGUACCUCAUGCCGCCCAAACACCAGCCAGACUUCUCCUUCCUGCGUCACGUCCCUCUGAGACGCGUCCAUCUCUUCACCCUCGUCCAGAUCAUCUGUCUGGCCGUCCUCUGGGUCCUGAAGUCCACCUUCCUGGCCAUCAUCUUCCCAGUGAUGAUUCUGGGUCUGUUGGUCGUGAGGAAGCUGCUGGAUCUGAUGUUCUCACAACACGACUUGGCCUGGCUGGACGACAUCCUGCCGGACAAAGACCAGAAGAAGAAGGAGGAUGACAAGAUGAAGAAGAAGGACAAGAAGAAGGCGGCAGAGCCAGAGAGCGAUGAGGAGUGUUGCUGAAAAGGCACAACACUUACUCCAGUCUUUCUGUCCAUCCAUCCUCCUCUUACACGCGUCUGUCUAGCUCUCCCACUGUUGUUCACAUGAUUGUGACUGAAGGAUAAGGCCGGUGCUUAGAUAUAUCCAAUGAAAAGACGAACAAAUCAACGAUGUUUAAGGUCACACCAGAAAGUGAAAUGAAUCCUUGUGUCCUCUCGAAGUCCUGAAGUUUAAAUCUGUGAGAAAAGAAAGAAAGAUGGAUCACAAACAUGUUGUGGUUAAACAGAAUUUAAAGCUAUGAAACUGAAAGUGUGGCGUCUCUUCCUGUACUACGCUGAAUCUAAGCUUCACAUCUCCUCACAUGUUAUUUAGACUUAAAGUUAUUGUCAUUAUUUUUUGGACACAAAGCAUCUGCAAAUCUUCUGAUAUUGAAUUCUCAAGCAACUCCUCUUUUUAAUAUAUUUGUA
Anarrhichthys ocellatus (wolf-eel) is the source of this 2838-nucleotide messenger RNA. RefSeq names its product electrogenic sodium bicarbonate cotransporter 4-like. The record is from RefSeq and is a predicted model, not a curated record. Gene Ontology annotation, molecular function: monoatomic anion transmembrane transporter activity; sodium:bicarbonate symporter activity; solute:inorganic anion antiporter activity. Gene Ontology annotation, biological process: transmembrane transport; regulation of intracellular pH; bicarbonate transport. The transcript has 19 exons. Lineage: Eukaryota; Metazoa; Chordata; Actinopteri; Perciformes; Anarhichadidae. Gene Ontology annotation, cellular component: plasma membrane. Bases 14 to 2392 code for a protein of 792 amino acids.